This is a messenger RNA of Colletotrichum siamense, 1428 nucleotides long. It is a transcript of the gene MAK11, whose product is annotated as Protein MAK11. The transcript has a single exon. The coding region runs from base 1 to 1428 and encodes 475 amino acids. Gene Ontology annotation, molecular function: protein binding. The record is from RefSeq and is a predicted model, not a curated record. Lineage: Eukaryota; Fungi; Ascomycota; Sordariomycetes; Glomerellales; Glomerellaceae.
AUGGCUGGCAAAAGAAAGAGAGUCGAAAUAGCGAGCGCGCCUCCUACGAAGGGCGCUACGCCUGUGAAGAAAGCCAAGCCAACCACGAACGGCUCUGCUUCGAAAGAAGACGAUUCGGCCGAGGAGUUGACAAUCCAGAUUGUCGCCGGUUCGUACGAUCGCGUUCUGCACGGUAUCACCGCUACUAUCAAGCCUGAGGGGACGGUCGAUUUUGCCGACACAUUCCUCUUCAGCGCACAUACAUCUGCAAUCCGCGCCGUUGCCUUGUCGCCUAUUUCAGCUCCCAUUCCCGGCCAGAGCCAAAAGGUCCUGCUGGCAUCAGGAAGCACCGACGAACGAGUCAAUCUGUACAACCUAUCUGCGCAUCCCCCGAGCCGGAAAAGCCAGGAGCUUCUCUCCUCCGUUGCUCCCCGCCCUAUCCUCGAAAACCCCAAGAAUCGCGAAUUGGGCACGUUGUUGCAUCACACAUCGAGCAUCACCAAGCUGGUGUUUCCUACGAGGUCUAAGCUACUUUCUUCAAGUGAGGACUCGACAAUCGCCAUCACAAGGACAAGAGAUUGGUCUGUUUUGUCGACCGUUAAGGCGCCCAAGCCCAAGGUGAUGGGCAGGCCCAGUGGUGACACUGCUCCUUUCGGCGGAACGCCUUCUGGCAUCAACGAUUUCGCCAUCCAUCCCAGUAUGAAGUUGAUGAUCAGUGUCAGUAAGGGCGAGAAGAAGAUGCGGCUGUGGAACCUGGUAACUGGCAAGAAAUCUUCUGUCUUGGAGUUCAGUCGAGAGCACUUGCAACAGCUCGGAGAAGGAAGGCAUUCGACUGGUGAGGCUCGCAAGGUGGUCUGGGGUUCGGCGGACGAUGAGCAAGAGUUUGCGGUCGGCUUCGAUCGUGAUAUCGCCGUGUUUGGCAUGAAUUGCGAAAUCAAGUGCCGCGUCAUGCCGGAGCCUCGAACCAAGAUCCACGAAGUUUUCUAUGUUCCUGUUGAGGGCGAGACGGAAGAGAGCUUCUUGGCUGUAUCGACUGAGGAUGGCCGCGUCCUGUUCUUCUCUACCAAGGAGAGUGACCUGAACAAGGCCGACGAGGAGGGGAAGCUAUCUACAGCCAAGUUGAUUGGCCAAGUCGGCGGCAAGGAGGCAGGUGUCUCGGGCCGCAUCAAGACGAUGGCCAUAUUGGAGACGAAGGAAAAGGACUCGACAGCUUUGAUUGUAAUUGGAGCCAGCAGCGACGGCAAGGUACGAAUUUGGAAGGUCGGCGUGAAGGAGCUUGUUGCAGGAAAAGGCAAGCAAGUAGGCAGAACAUUGGGAACCUACGACACACAAAACCGCAUCACAUGCAUGGCAGCGUUUACGAUGAUACCCCGGCCGGAGGGAGUGGAGGAGAGCGAAGACGAAGCCGAGGAGGACUCUGAGGAUUCCGAGGACGAGGAAGACGAGUAG